UCAUUGCAAAUGGCUGCUAUGAAGGCCUUCGUUUUAAUCUGCAUAGUAUAUUUCUUCAGUCAAAAGAAGCAUGUCUCUGCUGUCCAGAGUGACCAGGUUUUGUGGGCUUUUCCGCAAUCAGACAGAGAAGUUGAAUUCCUGCAGAAUUUGACCACUACUUUUGAGAUUGUGCUUUGGAAACCUGAUUCACCCAGGAACAUAAUGAAAAACAAAGAGGUACAUUUCUACGUCAACAUAUCGGAUAUAACUGCUGUGAAAACUGCACUUAACCAAUCUGCCAUUCAAUUCAGAGUUUCACUGGAAGAUGUUCAGAAAAUUAUUGAGAUGCAGACUGUAAACAACACAGCCACCCCCCGUAGUUCUGCAUCAUUUUAUGAACAAUAUCAUUCUCUUGAUAUAAUAUACUUUUGGAUGGAUGAAAUGGCUUCACAACAUUCUGAUACCAUCCAAAAAAUACACAUUGGAGUUUCCUAUGAAAAACGACCACUUUACAUUUUUAAGCUUUCAAAUGAUUUGAGAACACCAAAGAAUGCCAUUUGGAUAGAUUGUGGUAUCCAUGCCAGGGAAUGGAUUUCUCCUGCAUUUUGUCUCUGGUUCAUAGGUCAUGUAGCUCAGUCCCUACAGAGGAGCAGAGAUCCAUACAUGCUCAGAAUUCUACAGAACGUCGAUUUCUAUGUCAUGCCAAUAAUGAACGUGGAUGGUUAUGAAUACACAUGGACUUCGAACCGAAUGUGGAGAAAAAGUCGGUCCCGGCAUGGCAACAACAAAUGCAUUGGAACAGAUUUAAAUAGAAAUUUUGAUGCAGGCUGGUGUGGCCCAGGUGCAUCUACUAAUGACUGUGAAGAGACAUACUGUGGGCCUUACCCUGAGUCUGAACCAGAAGUAAAAGCUGUGGUGAAUUUUCUCAAACGGCAUAAGGAUCAUAUUAAGGCAUAUAUAACAAUGCACUCUUACUCCCAGAUGGUUCUGUUUCCAUAUUCCUAUACUAAAAAUAAAACUAAAGAUCAUGAUGAGCUGCAAAUUCUGGCAAACAACAUAGCUAAUACUAUCAAAGUCACAUAUCAAAACCGCUAUCGGGCAGGAACUGGUGCACAUACAAUUUAUUUAGCUCCAGGAGGUUCAGAUGACUGGGCUUAUGACCUUGGGAUAAAGUAUUCUUUCACUUUUGAACUUCGGGACAGAGGAAAAUAUGGAUUCUUGCUUCCUCAGCAUCUCAUUAAACCAACCUGCCAUGAAGCACUCACAGGAAUCAAAAUAAUAGCUUCACAUGUUAUUAAAAAUAUGUGAAACUCUGUAUUCCAUUUAGCUUUGCAUAGUACUACAUCAGUCAACUUGCAUGGCUAGCCAAAUUCAACUUGCUUGCUAUUUUAAUUUCAAUAAACUUGACUUGUUUUUCUUUA
This is a messenger RNA of Varanus komodoensis (Komodo dragon), 1400 nucleotides long. It is a transcript of the gene CPB2, whose product is annotated as carboxypeptidase B2. Gene Ontology annotation, biological process: fibrinolysis; proteolysis. Lineage: Eukaryota; Metazoa; Chordata; Lepidosauria; Squamata; Varanidae. The record is from RefSeq and is a predicted model, not a curated record. Bases 10 to 1287 code for a protein of 425 amino acids. Gene Ontology annotation, molecular function: metallocarboxypeptidase activity; zinc ion binding. The transcript is spliced from 11 exons.